AGUAGACAUUGCUAUAAAUUAAUAAAAACAAAUUCUUAGCAUUUUUUAAAAUUGGAAGUCUUUUCACCAUGGAAGUUUCUACGCAGUUAUCGAUAGUACAAUAAGCGUUUUACCAUCCCUACCGGACUUAUUGUUUAUUAUUAUUUUGGCAAAACAAGAAGCCCCAUUUGCCACUUGCCGAAGAUGCCGAGUAAACUAGAUAGCUUAUAUCGUCGCAUGCUGAUAACGAGGUUCUUUGAAAAGGGAUGGGGAAAGCCGGAAAACCUGCGCAAUGCCCCUCCGCCAGUGGACACUGGAUAAGACCAGAGUAUUUCAGUUCCGAAAGGUGAUAUCCAGUAGGGAGUCAUGUUUCAAGCUCGUGCCCCGCGAUUAUCCGGUGGAGAUUACGAAGAAAGAAAUAGGUGCGGAGAGCACGCUGAUAGAAGGCCAGUUUAAGACCCCCAUGGAGCUGCACAUGCCCGGAGUUGUGCCAGAAGAGUCCCAGCAGGCGCACUUUCAGUUGUUGAUCCCGAAUAAGUGGAAAAACGAAAAGCACAAGCCCAUAUGCAUUCACCUGGCCGGAACUGGUGACCAUUUCUUUUGGCGUAGACGAAAUUUUAUAGCGAAACCGCUUCUGAAGGACGCCAACAUAGGAUCCAUAAUACUUGAGAAUCCCUUUUAUGGCUUGAGAAAACCAAACAACCAAACGCGAUCCAACCUGCAUAACGUGUCCGAUAUCUUUGUGAUGGGUGGGUGCCUCAUCCUGGAAUGCCUGGUACUCUUUCACUGGUGCGAAAGGAAUGGCUUUGGUCCACUAGGCGUCACAGGAUUGUCAAUGGGCGGUCAUAUGGCAUCACUAGCUGCUACAAAUUGGCCGAAACCGCUGGUACUGGUGCCAUGUCUAUCCUGGUCCACCGCAUCCGCUGUUUUUACAACUGGAGUAAUGAGCCAGUCCAUCAACUGGGAUAUGCUGGAAACGCAGUAUUUCUCUGACGGACAGUACAGAGAACGGCUAUCCAAAAUGGUUACUGUGAUAGACGAUGCAUUUUCCGCGGGCCAAAGCUUCAUACAGAACUUUAAUCAAUCUCUGCAAGAGCUGAAGGAGGACAUCAGCGAUACGAGAAAGAUUCACGAAACUGAAAACAGUAACACCUGCGGGGAUAAGUACGAGACACGGGGCAUCUGUCCCCAAGAAGACAGUUCCAUAUUUCUAUCCAAGUCCUUGAAGAACACCAAACUUGACUCCGAGAACCUGACCAUAGAUGCAAAGGACACGCUCAGUCAAAAGGUGGUCAUUGAAACGGAAGAACCAUCCAAGGAGUCCAAGGAGUCCACGUUGACAAACCUCAUGAAAUUCAUUCUGCCCCUGUCUGCGCAAAGCAAAUCCGAUAAAAUAGACAUAACCAAGACGAACUGGUGGGAACGGGAGGCGCUGCAGUUCAUGCGCGGCAUGAUGGAUGAGUGCACCCACCUGAAGAACUUCUCGGUGCCCUUCGACACCUCCCUGAUCAUAGCGGUCUGUGCCAAAGACGAUGCCUAUGUGCCUCGGGAAGGGUGUUCCAGCCUCGAGGACAUUUGGCCCGGAGCAGAGGUGCGAUACUUGGAUGCUGGUCAUGUGAGCGCCUACGUCCUGCACCAGAAACUAUUCAGAUCCUGCAUUAUUGAGGCUUUUGAGAGGGCGAAGAAAAUCUAUGAAAAGGACGUGGGCGAAGGCCUGAAAUGUGAUAUUACCUAUGAGCAGUUGAUAAAGAGAUAUGACAAAAAUAUUCAGUAAACAUAAGUUAGAAUAUUAAAACAUAAUGAUGAAUAUGUUGCCAUUUAAAGAAAAGGUCUAGUAAAUUGCA
Drosophila yakuba is the source of this 1823-nucleotide messenger RNA. Its product is annotated as protein ABHD18. Lineage: Eukaryota; Metazoa; Arthropoda; Insecta; Diptera; Drosophilidae. The coding region runs from base 272 to 1753 and encodes 493 amino acids. The transcript has 8 exons. The record is from RefSeq and is a predicted model, not a curated record.